This is a messenger RNA of Scatophagus argus, 4567 nucleotides long. RefSeq names its product ubiquitin specific peptidase 49 (gene usp49). Gene Ontology annotation, molecular function: zinc ion binding; cysteine-type deubiquitinase activity. The record is from RefSeq and is a predicted model, not a curated record. The transcript has 7 exons. The coding region runs from base 345 to 2378 and encodes 677 amino acids. Gene Ontology annotation, cellular component: cytoplasm. Lineage: Eukaryota; Metazoa; Chordata; Actinopteri; Scatophagidae. Gene Ontology annotation, biological process: protein deubiquitination.
UGUUCAGCCAUUCCGCCAAUGAGAGCCCAGCUGCCGCUCAGUCCCAGUCCAAUGAGAGCAGCAGGGUCUGGGCUCGGAUCGAGAGUUGGGUUGUUCAAUCUGUGAGGAGGACAACAAUCAGCUCCGAGUGUACCGGAUGGCUGCAUGUUGGCGAUGAAUGUGCCUGUUGGUGCAGGUGGUGACAGUGGACAUGGGUGAUCACGCUGAACAAUACUGUUGAGUUCCCUGUGGAUGUUGUGAUGUAUUGUCCCAAAUCGGAUCAAGCAGACUACUUUUACAAAUGAGUUGCAGCUUGGUUACAGGACGUGUGUCCUAUCACUGAGGCCACAUGCGUAUCAGAAGAGAUGGAUCGCUGUAAGCACGUGGGGCGCCUUCGUCUGGGCCAUGACCAUUCCAUCCUCAACCCGCAAAAAUGGCACUGCGUCGACUGCAGCACCACGGAUUCAGUGUGGGCCUGCCUCAAGUGCUCCCAUGUGGCCUGUGGACGUUUCAUGGAAGAGCACUCGCUCAAACACUUUCAGGAGUCACACCACCCACUGGCUAUGGAGGUGCGUGAGUUGGACGUCUUCUGUUUUGCCUGUGGAGACUAUGUACUCAAUGAUAACGCGGAAGGAGACCUCAAACUCCUCAGGGGGGCGCUUUCUACUGUUCGCAGCCCAGGCAGACGCUCGCUACGGUCUUCGACUGGAGGGGAGUGUACACCGUGGGUUGGGGAAGGUGGGCCACAGCCUGCCAUGCAGCUCGCCCUUCGUCACAGGAGGAAAGCACUUCUCAGGAAGAUGCUUCAGAUGUGGAUCAGCAAACAUCAGGAGCUGCAGAAUCAACGCAAAGAGAAACUUGAGGAAGCUAGAAGACAAAAAAAAGAUGUGAAAAGGAGACUCAUGGAAGAACUUGGAAAUGUUCCUCCCAGAAAGAGUGCUAGGCUUCUUACUCAGGCGCCACGUUCAACCAUCACACUCAUUCCUCGAAAAUUUCGCGACCCUCCAGAACGGCUACCUCCUCCUCCCAAGAAGCCUUCCCUUCUAACCCUGUCCCGAAAGGCUCCUCAGAAUGGCAGAGCUACUAAGCUGAGGAGAUAUUACUCCACCCACACGGUAACCCGCCGGAGACUCGCUCCGGGUGUCACUGGUCUGCGCAACUUGGGGAACACAUGCUACAUGAACUCAAUAUUGCAAGUGCUGAGCCACCUGCAGAAAUUCAGGGAGUGUUUUCUCACUUUGGACCUGUGUGAGACUGAGGAACUGCUGGCCAAGACCAAUCACUCCCAGGGGGUGAAGGGUGUGACAGGAGGCGUAGUCAGCAGUGGCAACACAGCACUGUCAGGAUGCCCUCUUGGACGCAUAGGGAAGGCAGGCAGUUGGAAUUUGCAAGUGGGCAAAAAAGAAAGUGCCCUGCCUUCCCCACAGGCUGCGGAGUUGGUCCAGCCCAAGGAGCCCCGCUGCUCCACCCGCCAGCAGAUGUCUCUGUGCCAUGAGUUACAUACACUUUUCAGGGUCAUGUGGUCAGGCCGGUGGUCUUUAGUGUCUCCCUUUGCCAUGCUGCACUCUGUUUGGAACCUCAUCCCAGCUUUCCGUGGGUACGACCAGCAGGACGCCCAGGAGUUCUUGUGUGAGCUGCUGGACAAGGUGCAGCAGGAGCUGGACACAGAGGGCUCCAAACGCAGGAUAGUCAUCCCCAUCACAAAGAGGAAACUGUCCAAACAAGUGCUAAAGGUUCUUAACACCAUCUUUCACGGGCAGCUACUCAGCCAGGUGACGUGUCUGUCCUGUAAGCACAAGUCUAACACAGUUGAGCCAUUCUGGGAUCUGUCUUUGGAGUUUCCAGAGCGAUACCACAGCAUAGGAAAAGGCUCAGGCUCCACAACGUUCCAGCGCAGCUGCACCCUCACCGAGAUGCUGUCCAAGUUUACGGAGAUGGAGGCUCUUGAAGGCAGCAUAUAUGCCUGCAACCACUGCAACAAAAAGAGACGGAAAUCAUCCCACAAACCAUUAGUUCUCUCAGAGGCAUGUAAGCAGCUUCUGAUCUACCGUUUACCUCAGGUUCUACGGCUGCACCUCAAACGCUUCAGAUGGUCGGGGCGGAACCAUAGGGAGAAAAUUGGCGUCCAUGUGGCCUUUGACCAAGUUCUGAACAUCAAACCAUACUGCUGCACAGGCUCAGGUCACUCUGUCCACAGAGGAGGCUACACCUAUGAUCUGUCUGCUGUGGUUAUGCAUCAUGGUAAAGGCUUUGGCUCAGGGCACUACACCGCAUACUGCUACAAUACGGAAGGAGGUUUCUGGGUCCACUGUAAUGACUCUGAGAUGAAGGUUUGCAGUGUGGAGGAAGUGUGCAACACUCAGGCCUAUAUUCUCUUCUAUACCCAGAGGUCUGCCUAGGAACCUCUCGCUGUGAUGUCGACCUGUGCACGGCAACUGAAGGCUGCAUUUAUGAAAAAGUUUCUCUGAUGUUUUCCCAGAUGUCAUUAAACAAUCACUUGAAAGUGAUGUACUAAAAAAAGAUAGCAAUGAGGGCAGUAGGACAGCCACAAUCAUGAGGCAAGGUGAAAAUUUUAACAGCAUAGCUCAGAUGAGACAGAUGAUGAUAAUGGUAUAAAUAGACUAAUGUUGCCAAGGAAAAUAAUUGAUGAAUUUGAUUUAAAAUGUUGUCAUGUACAUCUUCGGAUUUGGAUCGUUUAAAAGUUUCCACAUAUGAGGUUUUGAACAUAAACAUGUCAGCAAACAGCUGUUUGUUUUGUAAAGCUGCGGUGCAGUAAUGGCACCCUGAGCAGUGACUGAAGCCACACUGCCUCCAUGUGUUUUGUAAUCUGAUUCUCCGUUCUUUGUUUUGGUAGUUUGUCCAGCUGCACAUACUUCUUAGUGCUUGUGUGUCCCUCCUUGUGAAACUUUCCACUUUGAAGUGUGCAGCUGAAGGCAUUCCCUUUCAGUCGCAACCAUCAAACUUUAGUCACCUUUAUAUUACUUGAUGUUUAGUUGGGCUGAGCAGGACGGUUAGCAAGCUAAUGAUUACAUUGCAUGCAUUUAGGUCAAACAGUAGAUCAAAGAACUGGCUCCCUACUGAGCUGAAUAUGUUACUAAUCUUAAGAAAAUAAAUCAGUCAGUCACCAAUGAAAUAUCCAUGAUGUACAUCCUCUUGCUUGCCUAGUGUACUUACCUUGUUGACAAAAAGGUGUGUGUUUAAUGACACCAUGCUGAGAACAUGACUGGGCUCUCGUUUAUUUUGGUGCUCUGCUGCAACAUCUAGUGGCUGAAAAUCUCAUAUGUAGAACCUUUUCACUUAAAAAAAAAAAAAAAAAAAAUCAAAAAUCAAAAACCUUUUCAUAAAUGAGGCCACAGGUUUCUUGGCCUGUGGGACCAGCAUACUGGUUAAUGGCCCGAAGACUGUGGGAGCAGGUCUGGCUCUGUCCUGCUGAACACCACAUUGUGUGUGUCCUUAUUUCUAAGAUUUAAGAAAAAAAAAAAAAAAUCAGGCUCAUGUCUGAGUCUGGAAUCAACCAGGCAGUCUCCUGAGACAGCAUUUUUACAUUCAGAGACAACACAGAUUCUGGAUUUUGGAGGAUUUUAUCACACUAAGUUCAUGUGCGUUUUAUGUAUCUACACACGAUGCCAGUGCACUAAAUAUCAGAUUCAGCUCGAAUGAAAGUGAAUCAAGUGACAGAACCAAAUAAAGUUCAGACUCUGUGUUGCCUCCUGUUCAGCUCUUUUUAAUUAUUGUGAAAUGUCACUUCUGGAAACUUUUAAUACUCAUCCCUGUGUCAUUUGUAUGUCAUCAAGUCCUCUCCUCAAGUGUACUGCUAUGACUGGAUACUGUGUCCUGUGCUCUCAGUGAACAGGAAUAGUUUUUUAGUUUAUUUUGUAGUCAUUCUAUGUUUCACUUCUGUGAAAAGAAGCAAAAAGUAUGAGUUUCUGACACUUUGAUAGAUGAUCAGUGAUGGGAGGCUGCACUUUUGAGGAGGGGCCAAUACUGUUGGUCCUAUCUUUGUGAUUGUUCAUCUUUUAGCUCCUUUAUCUUCUUUAAAUGGCAGCUCCCCCUGUGGUGUAACGCUUAGACUAGUCUGAGCCCAGGUCGGUGACACUGCCCUCCACCCCCCCGUGUUGUGACUACAGGAGAUGAGAAAGUGAGUGAAAGGGGCAGACUGCGAUACUGAAGAAUGUGUUUUUGGGAGACUUGGGGUACCCGUUUUGAGUUGAGCACCUGAAAGCAAUAUAUUGUACAUCUUGCAUCUCGACAGGAAAUUAAGAUAAAAUCAGGAAUUCUUCUUAUUAUACAAUGUUUUUUUCUACUCUGCUGUUUGUAUCAAGGUCUUUAGAAUUUGCUAGGUAAUCAAGAAAAACUGUUGUGUUUGAUACGAGUCAAAUGCAAAAAUACAUUUGUGAACUCUAUGUGAAAGUUGGAACAAUCUAAUGACGAUGAAUGUCUUACUUUUUAGUGGUCAGGUGUGGCCAUGCCACUGGCUCUGAUCCCCUUGAGUUCUGUCCUGUCUGCAAGAAUACCUGUCAUAAAUGUAAUGGUCAUAUGGGUUUUGCCUGACAGUAAUUAUUAAAAAGACAAAGCAAAUUUGACACAU